GCUCUCCCGGGCGUGAGAAGCCGGCAGACAUGGCGGCCCCCUGCUUCCUCACUCUGCCGGCGGCUACCCUGGCCGCCUUGGCGCUCUUGUCCCUCGGCAGCUUCGCCGCUGGUCACAUCGAGGAUCAAGCAGAACAGUUCUUUAGAAGUGGACAUACAAAUAACUGGGCCGUUUUGGUGUGCACAUCCCGAUUCUGGUUUAACUACCGACAUGUUGCAAAUACUCUUUCUGUUUAUAGAAGCGUCAAGAGGCUAGGUAUUCCGGACAGUCACAUUGUCCUGAUGCUUGCUGAUGACAUGGCGUGCAAUGCUCGGAACCCCAAGCCAGCCACAGUGUUUAGCCACAAGAACAUGGAACUCAAUGUGUAUGGAGACGACGUGGAAGUGGACUACAGAAGCUAUGAGGUAACCGUGGAGAACUUUUUAAGGGUAUUGACCGGGAGGGUUCCACCCAGUACCCCUCGCUCAAAGCGUCUUCUUUCCGACGACAGAAGCAAUAUCCUCAUUUAUAUGACAGGUCAUGGAGGAAAUGGUUUCUUGAAAUUCCAAGAUUCUGAAGAAAUCACCAACAUAGAACUUGCAGAUGCUUUUGAGCAGAUGUGGCAGAAGAGACGCUACAAUGAGCUGCUAUUCAUUAUUGACACUUGCCAGGGCGCGUCCAUGUACGAGCGGUUCUACUCUCCUAACAUCAUGGCCUUGGCUAGUAGCCAAGUGGGGGAGGAUUCGCUGUCGCAUCAGCCUGACCCUGCCAUUGGAGUUCAUCUUAUGGAUAGGUACACAUUUUAUGUCUUGGAAUUUUUGGAAGAAAUUAAUCCAGCUAGCCAAGCUAACAUGAAUGACCUUUUUCAGGUUUGUCCCAAAAGUCUCUGUGUGUCGACCCCUGGACAUCGCACUGACCUUUUCCAGCGAGAUCCGAAAAGUGUCCUGAUCACCGAUUUCUUCGGAAGUGUGCGAAAGGUGGAAAUCACAACAGAGAAGAUCAGUUUGCAGUGGGAUUCACAAGUCGUGGACAGCAGUUCCAAAGAAGACGGCACGGCUGAGGAGCUCACGGAACCUCUCAAGUAUGCUGAACAGCUCCCGGUGGCUCAGAUAAUACACCAGAAGCCGAAGCCGAGAGACUGGCACCCUCCCGGAGGCUUCAUCCUGGGGCUGUGGGCGCUCAUCAUCAUGGUCUUCUUCAAGACCUAUGGAAUCAAGCAUAUGAAGUUCAUUUUUUAAGACUCAAAGAUGUAUGAAGAAGAAUGAAUGGAAGAUUGCAGCCUUGGAUCAAAACUUAGGUUUUUAUAUGUUUUUAAAUAUGUUGCUUUUGUGUAAUUUGGGAAGAAAAUUAGGAAAAUUGAAUAUUAAUGAACUUUUGACUUAAAACAUAAUAUUGUUAAUGCACUUGUUUAUUGGCCACAGAAUAUGUCUUUCAUUGUGUUUGUGUGUGUGAGUUAUAGAAAGCAGAGAGCAAUGACAUUGGAACUUAUUGCUUAAUUCUUUUUACCCUCCUCUCAUUGUAAAAGUGAGAGUUGUUAAGGUGUUGGUUCCCACUAAAGGAAGUUACUUCCGUU
Mus pahari (shrew mouse) is the source of this 1552-nucleotide messenger RNA. RefSeq names its product phosphatidylinositol glycan anchor biosynthesis class K (gene Pigk). Gene Ontology annotation, cellular component: GPI-anchor transamidase complex. The transcript is spliced from 11 exons. Bases 30 to 1217 code for a protein of 395 amino acids. Gene Ontology annotation, molecular function: GPI-anchor transamidase activity. NCBI's taxonomy places the organism in Eukaryota, Metazoa, Chordata, Mammalia, Rodentia, Muridae. The record is from RefSeq and is a predicted model, not a curated record. Gene Ontology annotation, biological process: proteolysis; attachment of GPI anchor to protein; protein localization to cell surface.